AUGUUUCCAUCUGUAAUUCGGUAUUUUCGUUACUCAAUAAAAGACUUAUCAAACAAAACCGGAUUUGGACCUUAUCGAUUGCAUAGAAAAAAUACACAUUUUGUUGGAACAGAACCUAGUCCUUUAAAAUAUCAUGUUAUUCCAGAUAAAGCACCAGAACAACCAUAUGGUUUACAAGGAAAUAGUUACUUAAAUCCAGAUAAAGGAAAAAUUCAUUCAAAACUUCCUACAAGAGUAUUUUUAAAAAAAGAUAAAGUAUACUCAUGGUGUAAUUGUGGGUACAGUGGAAGUCAACCAUUGUGUGAUGGUAGUCAUAAAAGUGUUCGCACUCCAAAAAAAAAUCUAAAACCAGUUAGAUAUGUACCUGAUAAAGAUAUGGAAGUUUGGUUAUGUAAUUGUAAACAAACUAAAAACCGUCCAUUCUGUGAUGGAACUCAUCAAAAUAUUAAGGAUGAAAAAGAUUUAGAUUUGUUAUUCGAUUAA
Molecule: messenger RNA, 483 nt
Organism: Strongyloides ratti
Lineage: Eukaryota; Metazoa; Nematoda; Chromadorea; Rhabditida; Strongyloididae
Product: Iron sulphur-containing domain, CDGSH-type, subfamily and Iron sulphur-containing domain, CDGSH-type-containing protein
Exons: 2
Coding region: 1-483 (160 amino acids)
Cellular component (GO): intracellular membrane-bounded organelle
Molecular function (GO): 2 iron, 2 sulfur cluster binding
Source: RefSeq, a predicted model, not a curated record